Molecule: messenger RNA, 444 nt
Organism: Apiotrichum porosum
Lineage: Eukaryota; Fungi; Basidiomycota; Tremellomycetes; Trichosporonales; Trichosporonaceae
Exons: 6
Coding region: 1-444 (147 amino acids)
Molecular function (GO): hydrolase activity, acting on carbon-nitrogen (but not peptide) bonds, in linear amides
Source: RefSeq, a predicted model, not a curated record
AUGGCUGGUAUUGCCACUCUGAAGACGUCCAUCAUCAAGGAUGGUGUGACGAAACUUGGCUUGAAGCAGCCAAUCUUUACUCCCUCUCCCAUUGAUCCCAUGUACAAGGAACAGGUCAUCUUCGAAGGACUCUCAGUUGAUGUGAAUGGCGAUGGAACGCAGUACUCCAUGGAUGCCACUGUUGCAUACAAGCAGGCAGCGCUCAACUGUAUGGAUUAUAUUCAGCGCCUUGGCUACACCCGCGAGCAAGCUCACCUGCUGUUGUCGGCUGCCCCUGUCGAGGCCCACGUCGCUGCCAUCGUGGACGUCCCGAAUGCUUGCGUGACCAUGGGUCUGCCUCGUGCAAUCUUUGACCGGGACAUCCUUCCAACCGAUGAUGGUCUCGAUAGGCGUGACUACGGGCAGGCUGCCAUCCGUUCGGACGGCCAGCGGUGCCUUCAGUGA